Haemorhous mexicanus (house finch) is the source of this 2038-nucleotide messenger RNA. It is a transcript of the gene ARV1, whose product is annotated as ARV1 homolog, fatty acid homeostasis modulator. The record is from RefSeq and is a predicted model, not a curated record. Gene Ontology annotation, biological process: intracellular sterol transport; sterol metabolic process; sphingolipid metabolic process. The transcript has 5 exons. The coding region runs from base 37 to 741 and encodes 234 amino acids. Lineage: Eukaryota; Metazoa; Chordata; Aves; Passeriformes; Fringillidae. Gene Ontology annotation, cellular component: Golgi apparatus; cortical endoplasmic reticulum.
GAAGCGCUGAAAGGGCUGGGCGUGCUCCCGCACGCCAUGGCGGCGCUCGGCGCCUACCGCUGUAUCGAGUGCAACGAGGAGGCGACGGAGCUGUACCGGGACUACCAGCGCGGGGUGCUCCGUAUCUCCAUCUGCAAAUCCUGCCAGAAACCUGUGGAUAAAUACAUUGAGUAUGAUCCUGUUAUCAUCUUGAUUAAUGCUGUUUUAUGCAAAGCACAAGCAUACAGGCACAUUCUUUUCAAUACAAAGCUAAAUAUUCACGGGAAGCUCUGCAUAUUUUGUUUGCUCUGUGAAGCUUAUCUCAGGUGGUUGCAACUACAGGAUUCAAGCCAAAAUACAGAUCCUGAUGACUUAAUCAGAUAUGCCAAAGAAUGGGAUUUUUAUAGAAUGUUUGGCAUAGCUUCUUUAGAACAAACUUCAUUUUUCAUUGGCAUUUUUAUUACCUUGUGGUGGAUGACACCUGAGAUGCUGAAAAGAAAGUCUGACUUCAUCUUACUUCUCAAAGCACUGCUGUUGUCCACCUAUGGAAAGCUCCUGCUAAUUCCAGCUGUUAUUUGGGAGCAUGACUACACGCCUUUGUGCCUUGCAUUUAUAAAAGUGUUUGUCUUGAUAUCAAACUCUCAGGCAAUUAGAGUUACAUUGAACUUGAACCGAAUACUCCCUUGGUUUGCCAUCUUCUUUGGAUUAAUUUUGGAAAAUGGUGUGGUCUGCUUGUUCCAGAAAAUGGGAUGGGAUGUUUGAAGUGUCAGCUCAGUGAAGAAAUACCAACAACAAGAUGAUAAUUUUCUAAGAAUGAUCUCUGCCAGCAGGCUCCAAAAGCACUGUUUUCAUAGGGAUAAAGAAGGUGAUAGAUAACAGCAAAGCAUUAGAAGUUUGGCUAUUUUCUGUGCUGAGCCAUAAAACUUCAGCCUUAGGUUGUUUACUUUCCCAUUAGAAUUAUGAAUGUCUCACUAUCCUAACAGUUUUAUAAAUCUGGCUGUAUUGCUGUGGCUGUAAGAAGAAAGGUACACUAAAAAAACCCAGCCCUGCUACCAAUCAGUGCAUUUUGGCAGAGAGAGGGGGAUGAAUUGUUCCCUUAAGAGUAAGGGAGUCAGUGGAAAAAUGUAAAAGCCAAAAUUUAUAUUUCUGUAAAACCAGAUUUUCAAAGAGAAAAGUGAACAUUUGCAAAUAGUUUAUUAGAGAAAAGGCAAGUAUUCCAGAGUGAAACUACAGUGGGAAAACCGAGCUGCAUUCUCUGGAAUGUUUAUGUUAACAACCCAAAAUAAUAAAAUAUCUAGUUCUAGAGUAACCUCUAAGAAUGAUAGUUUUAAACUGGCUUGACAUUUUAGGUGAUCUCAUAAAUACUUGAAAUUUUGUGUGAUCUCAUAAAAGCUGCUUUCUUCUGAAAGCUGAAGAGAGAGUGAAAGGACUGACUCCCAACAUGCAGGGCUGUUCAGGAUACUGCUUCUUCUGCAUUUAAGUCACAUCCCCCACACCCAGUCUUCAUCUGGCUGCACAUUUAGUGGAAGCAAAAAUUGAAACAUGAAGCCAUUCAGCAAUAGAGUAGUAGUUUAAAAAUAAUAAAACAAACAAAAAUGUUUAGGCUUCAAUUAAUGAAGAAACAUUUUUAGAAGUUCUGCACCUUCUUCCUCAGCAGGCAAAAGGAGAGCAUGUGGCCCACAAAGGAACUGACAGAAUCAGUUUCCACAAGACAGUAAAAAGGGCACAAACCCACUUUUGUGCAGACCAGUUUCCAUUCAUUCCAUCCAAUAUUUAACUCUCCUGCUUGAGUUCUGGAAGGCUGUACUGUCCAUUGGGAUUACUUCCAUUCUUUGUUUUCCUCAGAUGCUGUCUCAUGUCUGUGUUUUCCAGAGUGAAUCAAAAAACAUUUUGCAACAUCUUCAAGUUAAUUCCCAACAGGUUUAGAGCAAGUCUAGAUUAUGACCACAAAAGACAUCAAACGUGUUUGUCUGAUGGAACUGCCCAUGCUAUGCAAGUUACUUGAUCAGAAAAGCAAAUGGUUGCUAAUUCUCUUUUAUUAAAUCAAAGGCUGACAGCA